GGAUCGCAGUUUAACAUCACCGGAUUCACGCUGUUCAGUCCUGAAAUAAAGCGGCUAAACAUCCACGCCGGAGUCCUUAAAUCAGUCCAACAUUCAUUUUCCUGGAUUCGCAAAUUCUGUCGAAGACGUGUGUCUUGUCUCCGUCGUAUUGGAUAUCAAUCCUGAAGAUUUGCCGAACUGGGUGGGAAUGUAGAGCAGCACCGUUGUUUUAAUCAGCUCGUGAAGUUGGACCCUGUCUGAAAAGAAAUCAAAAUUCAACAGACACGCCUCAGAUGCUGUUUGCGAUCAGAUUUCGGAAAUAACUGCCACAGUAGGAUUUUAUGUUUGUUUGUUUGUUCUCAGUCGUUGACAUUUACCUUUAUGGUCUUUCUGUCUAAAACCGGUUUCUUUGCCAUUCUGUGCAUGUUAAUGCGCUACAUUGACAGAUCAGAAUCUGAUAGCCUAAUAUUAGUCUAAUAAUUGUGUGUAUUGCGAACAUUGUCGUCUUUGUUUGAUAUCUUUUUGGAAAAACUCUAUUCAGACCUGCCUGUAUUGCACUUUACCCAGAUAGAUACGAUUAGACCACCACUUAAAUAGGUCUGCAGUGUUCCCCUGGAUUAAAACACCUGUAAAGAUAAAUUGUUUCUUUGUUUUUGCUUUUUUUUAAAUGCAAAACCUCCUUUAAGCAAAAUGUGGUUAUUAGACUGUCACAGCCAGGCAUGCAUUAUUAAAACCCUGCUUAAUUAUUAGUUACUCGGUUUCCUGCUGGACAGAAGUCUUCACAUUUGCAGUCUGACAGGAAUCCAGGAGGGAGCUUGCUUCGCUUUCGACUACUGUUUUUGAUCCAACUAAAUCUCCAGCAGUCAAGACAUUCCACUAAACUUUGCUUUUACACUAUUAAAAGCGACAAUGUCUUAUCUGUGCCGUUCAAAACGGAGAAAAUCAACGCAGUGAGGACGAUGCUGGCCAUUUUUGGACACGACACGCUUCACUCAGAGAUUACUCGGGACUCCUGUGACAGACAAAUCUAGAUGAGUUUAAUUUUAUGAACUCGAGGCUGUUGGGAAGCGUAUCGAUCGUUUUAUAACACAUCUUCUCGUGGAUAUAUCGACAUACAUCAUGGGCGACGCUAAUUUGAACAACUCCAACGUGAAGGUGGCGGUUCGGGUCCGGCCCAUGAACCGGAGAGAAAAGGACCUGAACACAAAAUGUGUUGUAGAAAUGGAGGGGAAUCAAACACAUCUGUACCCGUCAAACCUGGCUAAGGAUUCCAGUAGGGGUCAGCCAAAGACCUUCGCCUAUGACUACUGUUUUUGGUCAAUGGAUGAGUCGGAAACAGAGAAGUUUGCUGGCCAAGAUGUAGUGUUUCAGUGCCUUGGGGAGAGUCUUUUGCACAAUGCCUUUCAGGGUUACAACGCCUGUAUUUUUGCAUAUGGGCAGACUGGCUCGGGGAAGUCGUACACCAUGAUGGGUUCGGUGGACCAGCCUGGUCUGAUCCCCAGACUCUGCAGUUCUCUGUUUGAGCGGACCGUGCAACACCAGCGAGAGGAAGAGAGCUUCACCGUGGAAGUCUCUUAUAUGGAAAUCUACAACGAGAAAGUUCGGGACCUCUUGGACCCCAAAGGGAGUCGGCAGCCCUUGAGAGUGAGAGAACAUAAAGUUUUGGGGCCUUAUGUCGAUGGUCUAUCAAGGCUUGCAGUAGAAAGUUACAAGGACAUUGAGUCCUUGAUGUCUGAGGGGAAUAAAUCCCGCACUGUGGCGGCCACCAACAUGAAUGAGGAGAGCAGUCGCUCCCAUGCGGUUUUCAAUAUCAUCCUCACGCACACACUGAAAGACCUUCAGUCGGGGACAAGUGGUGAAAAGGUUAGUAAACUGAGUUUGGUGGACCUGGCAGGAAGUGAGAGAGCUGCAAAGACAGGCGCUGCAGGCGAGCGGCUCAAGGAAGGCAGCAACAUUAACAAGUCUUUAACCACUCUGGGUUUGGUGAUCUCAGCUCUUGCAGACCAAGGUGCUGGAAAGAACAAGAACAAGUUUGUGCCCUACAGAGAUUCGGUGCUGACAUGGCUGCUCAAGGACAGUCUGGGUGGAAACAGUCGGACUGCUAUGGUUGCCACUAUAAGUCCUGCAGCAGAUAAUUAUGAUGAGACGCUGUCAACAUUACGCUAUGCAGACCGAGCAAAGAGCAUCGUCAACCACGCCGUGGUCAACGAAGACCCCAAUGCCAGGAUUAUCCGGGAGCUCCGAGAGGAGGUGGAGAAACUGCGAGAUCAGCUGACACAGGCUGAGUCUAUGAAGGCACCAGAGCUGAAGGAGAGACUGGAGGAAUCUGAAAAAUUGAUACAGGAGAUGACAGUCACCUGGGAAGAGAAGCUGAGGAAGACUGAGGAAAUUGCACAAGAGAGACAAAAACAGCUGGAAAGUCUUGGCAUCUCUCUGCAGUCAUCUGGUAUCAAGGUUGGAGAAGAUAAGUGCUUCCUGAUCAACCUCAACGCUGACCCUGCCCUUAAUGAACUAUUGGUUUAUUAUCUGAAGGAACACACUAAGGUUGGAUCAGCAGAUUCACAGGACAUCCAGCUGUGUGGAAUGGGCAUCCAAGCAGAACAUUGUGUCAUUAACAUCACACCUGAGGGAGCGGUCUUUCUCAAUCCUUACAGAAACUCAAGAACAUGUGUAAAUGGAUCUCCAGUCACCAGCCGGCAACAGCUUCACCAUGGUGACCGUAUUCUUUGGGGAAACAAUCACUUCUUCAGAAUAAACCUACCGAAGCGGCGCAUACGGGGUGAGGAAGAGGAGGGUGAGGGCGGGAACAUGAAGAACAGUAACAGCAGUGAACAGCUGGACGGAGAGGGAGACUCGACCAGCGAGGUGUCCAGUGAGGUCAGCUUCAGCUACGAGUUUGCUCAGACUGAAGUCAUGAUGAAGGCUCUGGGCAGCAACGACCCCAUGCAGGCUGUUUUGCAGUCUCUAGAGCGCCAACAUGAGGAGGAGAAGCAGACUGCUCUUGAGCGUCAGCGGCUGAUGUAUGAGCAGGAGCUGCAGCAGCUGCGCAAACAGUUGACUCCAGACAGACAGAGCAUGCAGAUACCGCAGUCGCAACCCUUGCAGCCACAGUACCGCAGCUGGGAGAGACUGAGCCAGGGAGGAAUGUCUUCUUCACCCAGCGCCCAACAUCGUCUGCGCCAGUGGAGCGAGGAGAGAGAGGAGGUGCUGAAGCGGAGCUUCAGGAAACUGAGGGAGCAGAUCGUAAAGGCCAAUCUGUUAGUGCAGGAGGCAAACUUCAUCGCUGAAGAACUGGACAAGAGAACCGAAUACAGAGUUACUCUACAGAUCCCUGCUGCAAACCUUAAUGCCAACAGAAAGCGAGACGCUGUAUUGAGCGAACCUGCCAUUCAAGUGAGGAGGAAAGGCAAAGGGAAGCAAAUAUGGGCCCUUGAGAAGAUGGAAAACCGGCUAGUGGACAUGAGAGAGCUUUAUCAGGAGUGGAAGGAAUUUGACGAAGACAACCCUGUAAUGCACUCAUACUUCAAGAGAGCCGACCCUUUCUUUGAUGAGCAGGUGAACCACAGUUUAAUUGGGGUGGCCAACGUUUUCCUCUCCUGCCUGUUCUAUGACGUAAAGCUACAAUAUGCGGUUCCCAUCAUCAAUCAGAAAGGAGAGGUUGCCGGGCGGCUGCACGUGGAGGUGAUGAGAGUGGGUGGAGGAUUUGAUGACAGCGUAGGCGGAGGAGAUGACAGUGAUGGAAGCCCAGACGGUGAUGUACAGGAACGCAAACUGGUCUGUAUGAUUAAGAUCCUGCAGGCUAAUGGUCUCCCGCAGUACCUGUCCAAUUUUGUCUUCUGUCAGUACUCUUUCUGGGACCAAGCAGAGCCUAUUAUUGUUGCUCCAGAAGUGGAUCCCUCUGCCUCCUUCUCCAGCAGCAAAGACCCCCACUGCAUGGUGGUGUUUGACAGUUGUAAGGAGUAUGCUGUGACUGUAACAGAGGAAUUUAUUGAGUAUUUAACAGAGGGUGCUGUAGCCAUCGAGGUAUACGGACACAGGCAGGCUGAUCCGGGCAGGAACCCCGCACUGUGGGACCUCAGCAUCAUCCAGGCCAAAACACGCACUUUACGUGACAGGUGGAGCGAGGUAACACGCAAGUUGGAGAUGUGGGUGCAGAUUUUGGAGCUGAAUGAGAACGGCGAGUACAUGCCGGUGGAGGUGGUGCCAGCACGAGAUGUUCGCACGGGGGGCGUCUUCCAGCUCAAACAGGGCCAGUCUCGGCGGAUUCAGGUGGAGGUGCGCUCAGUGCAGGACUCCGGCACGAUGCCUUUGAUAGCAGAGAUCAUCCUGGGAGUGUCCAUCGGCUGUGUGGAGAUCAGGCAGGUGCGGAUGACCAAAAACAAUGAGCCACAAGAGCUUGAGGGAGAUGAAAUGGACAGUUAUCAGGAGCGAGAUUUGGAACGUCUGCGACGUCAGUGUCUCACUGCUCUCACUAAGAGACAAGAGUAUCUGGACCAACAUCUUCAGACUUUGGUCAGCAAAGCAGAUAAGUCUGAGGAUGAUGUGGAGAGGGAGGCCCAGCUGCUUGAGUGGCGUCUGACGCUCACAGAGGAGAGGAAUGCAGUGAUGGUGCCCUCUGCUGGCAGUGGAAUACCAGGAGCUCCUGCUGAGUGGGUACCAGUGCCUGGGAUGGAAACCCACAUUCCAGUGCUCUUUCUUGACCUGAGCGCUUACGACUUCAGCUCUCAAGAAAACCUGGACGUUCCCGAGGCGGGCGGCUGGGAUGGCACGCUUAGCUCUGAAGAUGAGGAUGAAUUUUUUGACCUUCAGAUUGUCAAACACUAUGAUGAAGAGGUGAAAGCCGAAGCUUCGUGGGACUCCACGGUUCAUGAAUGUCCACAGCUGAGUCGAGGUGCUGCCCCAGAUCAGAGAGUAUAUCUGAUUGUCCGCACCGUGGUGCAGCUCAGCCACCCUGCAGAGAUGCAGCUCGUCCUGCGCAAACGCAUCUGUGUGAACCUCACUGGACGACAGGGUUUUGCUCAAAAUUUCUUGAGGAGAAUGUCCACCAGGAGCACUAUUCCUGGCUGUGGUGUGACCUUUGAAGUUGUCUCCAACAUCCCAGGGCAGGACAGCCAGAGCUCAGAGGACAGGGAGAUGCUGGCUCGUGUGGCCACCAGCGCUGAGAACCCGAAAUCCUCAGAUAAUGAAGCUGCCAUAGAGAAGUACCUGCGGAGCGUCCUGGCUGUGGAGAACAUCCUCACACUGGACCGUCUGAGACAGGAGGUGGCAGUGAAGGAGCAUUUGGCAGGUAAAGGCAAGGGCAGCAGACGCAGUCUCAGCUCUCCGAGUGUGCACCGGUUAUCUGGAAGCAGACAGGAUCUGUCAUUAAACUCCGUUCUGGAUGACAACAAGAAUCGAUGGGAGAGUCAGCAGGAUAUCUUUGCGACAUCCUCUCAGUUCAGCAAAACACUGCCACGACCAUCCAGACCUCCUACCCCACCUACACAGAAUCAGGACCCCGAGCAAGUCAAGGCCCUGGUUCCUCAGAUGCCAAAGCUUCUCAAGUCCCUGUUCCCUGUGCGCGAUGACAAGAAAGAUUUGAGACCCUCUCCACACUCCCAACAGCAUCUGCCACGAAUAAUGAUGCAAACAGCAAACAACCCUGAUGAAGGAAGAGUAAGAAUAGAACCGGCUGCAGUAAUGGGGAAGAGUCCUGCUUCAGAUGGGCCUGAUGCCCUGUCCUCUAUGCAUGAUCCGCAUGAUCUGCUUCUGAGCCCCAUCAGCGAAUCUUCCAGUGGCUAUUUUUCUACUAGCGUCUCCACUGCCACCCUUUCCGAUGUCUCCAUAGCUUGUGGGGACCUUACCCCUACUCCCAAUUCCCAAGCGGGUCCCGUAGCAUCCAGGCACGACAACGAAGACUGUCUACCACCCCCUGUUAAUGCCUCUGUUGCUCCUGUAGAAGCUGGGAUAAGAUCUGACAGGCCUAGAAAAGAGGAAGAUACCCAGGCGGCCCACAGGAAUGGUGUCACCACCUCUCAGCAGGAAGCACAGCUAAAUGCAACCCCUCCCAUGGUGUCGAGUACCUCCACAGACAGCCCUUUAUCCCCCCAGAAGGUCAAAGCCAAUGAACUCAGGUCUUUCUGUAACAUUCUCGGAGAUGGAAAAGCAACUACAAUGCAAGUGCAACAAAUAAACAGCUUGGAGAAGCUAGAGAUAACCUUCGAGGAUGUGGAACCCAAGGAACUUGCUUGGCUUAAGGUGGGAGGUAGAGUCACUGUCGGAUCCAGCAUGUCCGGCACAGUCCGCUACAUUGGCCCGACGCACUUCUCAGAAGUCGUCUGGGUCGGGGUCGAGUUGGACACUCCCUCAGGUAAGAAUGAUGGUUCUGUUGAGGGCCACCAGUACUUCCAGUGCAAGCCUGGUUACGGGGUGCUAGUCCGUCCAGAUAGACUGACUCGAUGGGAAGCUUCCAAAAGGAACAACGAAAAUCGUCGCAGCGGGGAAUUCAGUCAGCAACUGAGGGGAGGAGCCAGCACUGCCAUUCAGAAAGGAGAGAAUCGCAAAUCCUGGACCAGCUAAUUAACAAUGAGCUGAGCCGGACAGAACCUCCGCUUCCAACAUCUGAAUCUAACCGAGGAUGUCAACUCCAUCCAUCACUGUGCUUGGGCAAACCCAACUUUGCACAGAGGAUGGUACAACAUUCCCUUUCAAGCUCCUCUAUCAGUUCCGGUGCUAUGCUAAUGUGUAGCAUGUGGGAGUGCUAUCAAAUUUCAACAUGCUGCUUCAGUUGUGUUCCUUUAUUUGUUUGCUUGUUUGUUAACUCAAGCAAGUCUCCUGGAGUCGACCAUAAAUGAAUCUUCCGGGUCUUUGAGAUUGAGUCCAUUUUUGGACUUGAUGCUACAAAUGAUGCUUGAUUUAUCUUCUCUGCACAGUCAGUAAUCGAUUUUUAGUUUCCUGAAUGUGCCUUUUAAGUCAAGCCAUUUCUUGUUUGUCAUCCCUCAUUGCACCUUCCAACACUAGUUAGAAUGUGGUAAAUGGUAUGGUAGGCAUGUAAGAGAUUAUCUCAGGGAUCCGAUCGGAGUCUUUGGAUACACCCAGUAGUGUUCUCAGCUGUAAGCCACUAUCAAGCAAUCAAGCCACUAUCAAAUCUGGCUUUUCAUGGAGUGAAGGGGGCUGCAUGUAUUUUACGAUAGGUGCCAUCAUGAGCAGGUCACUGCAGGUUUUUGAUGCAAGUUUCAUGUUGUGAAGUACUAUUAUUACUUGGCCAGUGAUUGGACGACUAAGUACACAAGAUGGGAUGUUUUAUUUGGUUUGGUGUCAUUGGAAGACUUGCCUAUCAGUAUUUUAGGAGGUAACUGCCUGCUUAGUGUGUAUCCUUAAUUGCAUGUGGUGAAUUUUUAGACUUGACUGAAUUGGCACAUUCAGGCUUAAUUGACUGGCUUAAUUAGGCCCUCUCUUAAUGGUUUUGAUGAUUGGACAAAAAAAAAAAAAAAAAGGAUUUUAGAGCGGCUUAUUUACAAUCUGAUGGGUUGGGGCACAUUUUACUAAGCAGCCUUUUAAUUGGACUUGGAUUAUUGGAACUACUUUAACCUCAAAUAACUUUUUGCUGCAAUUUAGUGACAGUUAAAGUAGCUUGGUUUAAUGGUUUCUGAAGGACUGUCUUCCACAAGAAGGUCACAGUAGAAGCACAUUCCAGUUUUGUGUAUUGGACCAAUUACUGGCAAUAACUUCAUCUUAUUUAUUCAAAUUAAAAUCUCUAAAAGUGAUUUUUUUUUUUUUACACUGUAUGGGCAAAUUGGUCAGAUUUAUAUCGUUUUUUUUUUUUUUUUAAUGAGCAGCAUGAUUCCAUGCAGAUAUGUUGGUUCACAUCAUGAUGGCGAGAAAAUGUUAUUUCAUUCCUUUUAUAUUCUAUUCAUGGAAAUCAUCACGUGAUUUCUGGAGUCUAAUACAAUAUCGAAUAUAUUUUAAUUGUUGUAGUUAUGUAAAUUGAAUUUAUAAAGUGUAAAAAAUCCUGUGAACUGAAAAUCUAUUUGCACAUUUGAUUUAUAGUUCGAUAGCUUAUGUGCCCAAAGGGUGCUUAGUUUUGUUGUAAAUUAAGUAAACUAACCGAUGAUCCACUGUAAAUCUGCUUUCACUGGAUUCGAUGCUCAGAAGUCAAAAACAUUUUGAAAUUUCCAUCUGAGAAGAGAUGCGUUUCUCCACUGUUUGAAGUUGCCUUUGAUUUUUCCUGUUUGUGUUCAGUCUGAUCUGUGCUUUAUUCAUAAUGAGAAAACGCACACAUGUGGAGCACUGAAAUGAGCACUGUGAUUAGCAACAAAGGCUUCAGGGGAUAAGAUUUUAAGGCCUGCUGGGUCACAUUAGUAACUAGUCAUUCUUUAAAUAUUAAUUUAAAGGUAAUACAAGAACAGGUUGAUUGCCUUUUAGAAUGACAAAUCUCAACUGUUUAUUUUAAUAAAUUUCUGUCGUAGCAAUAAUGUUACCAAUGCUUGUAGGGAUUUGAUGGUUCAUUGGUUUGAACCUAAUGUGUUACUCUAGGGGAAAUGAACUUAUUGAAGACUUUUUCAGUAAGCUGAUCUCCAUGGCCCAACAUUUCAAUCAUAGAUGCUUUUAACUUGAUGUGUACUAGUUGUUUAUUUUGUUUUUAAGUGCAAUUCACCAAUUUUCUUCAUCAUUAAUAUGGUUGAAUGCACUCUACAUCCAUUCUGUUUAACGUCAACAAGUCUGCAGCAGCAGAAAUUACACCUUGAUCUAUAAUGAAUGGCACUGAUCCAGAACCAUAUCCGAGCAACCACACUGUGGCCUUUUGUAGUCCAAUACUAAAUACAGGUGUGGAGACUCGUACUUUCCUUCUGUUUGAAAUCCUUCCCAUUAAGCGCUUCAGGAGAAAGAGGUUUUGAAGGAAGCUUUGGGCUCUGCUGUUUACACAGAUGUCAGACGAAGCUCUUGGCAGUACGUUUCUGCUCUAGUUCUGUAGUUUUUUUUCUUUUUCCUGAGCAGUGAGUGGAUGUCUCCAUCAUUCACUACUAGUCUGUGCCUUGUCCUGAUGAUUUUGUCAUGAAAAUUGUCCCGAAUAUUGAGCGUUAGAACCCAAGGCAUACCUGUGUAUGUGUUUUGUAUAUAGUUUUUUUUUUUUUUUCUUUUUUUUUUUUUUUUUGCAUCUUGAGUUCAAUCUGAGCACAAGGCUGGGUUUGAUAAAUUGAUCUGCAAUUCUAUGCUGAUAUCCAAAGAAUAAUCAUGUAUAAUAAUUCAUUUAGAAUUUCUUUUAUAUUGACUGAACAAUAAUCUGGCUGUAAAGAAAAAAUAAAAGUUGACUUGAUUUACA
Messenger RNA from Carassius gibelio (silver crucian carp), 9280 nucleotides. RefSeq names its product kinesin-like protein KIF13B. The record is from RefSeq and is a predicted model, not a curated record. NCBI's taxonomy places the organism in Eukaryota, Metazoa, Chordata, Actinopteri, Cypriniformes, Cyprinidae. Bases 1099 to 6537 code for a protein of 1812 amino acids. Gene Ontology annotation, cellular component: adherens junction. The transcript has 40 exons. Gene Ontology annotation, biological process: regulation of protein localization; microtubule-based movement. Gene Ontology annotation, molecular function: microtubule binding; microtubule motor activity; ATP binding.